AUGCGGUACUCUCAAUUAUCUUGUUCAAAAUUACUUGUUUGCACGGCAAUUAUAUGUUUGGAUUCGAAAUUUUCUAAUUAUUCAUUUUUUCAUAUAAAACAAUGUACGCCAACAUCACUUAAUCUAAAUCCAAAUUUACAUUUAAUACCUCAAUAUAAUAAUUAUCUACAAAUUGAACAUAAACAUGCAACCAAAGGAUUUAUUUGUUCACAUUGUGCAAGAUCAAAUUUUUUUCUAUACAAUUCCAGUAGAUUAGAUAAAUGUUCUAAAGAAAUAGCAAAGAUUGAACUAAGACAUUAUUGUAAAUAUUCGUCCACGUACACUACAAGGAAAAAUAUUUGUCAAUGUUUAUCAACGAAUGAAACUAUUGAACUAGUUAGACAUUGGCUUAAACCAAUAGUUAAACUUGGUAAAAGUCAUAUGAACACGAAUCGAGUUAAUCAGAUCAAUGCAUCAUCUUCAUAUUUUGUAUAUUUUCUAAUUGGUUUUAUUUUUUCAAUUAUUAUUUUUGGUGGUAUGAUUGCAAUGAUAUUUAAUUGUAUAAAAUUGAAGUUUACUCAAUUAAGGACAUUAAAAUAA
This is a messenger RNA of Rotaria socialis, 579 nucleotides long. Lineage: Eukaryota; Metazoa; Rotifera; Eurotatoria; Philodinida; Philodinidae. The record is from the annotation of a GenBank genome assembly.